AUGUCUCUUAUCAACUCAAGUUCUUUGAAUUCAGGAAAGCAUGACUCCCCAACUGCCGUUAUUGGUGGUAGUCUGGAUGGCUUUUUCAAGCACAUCCAUGCGCUGGCUUCAAGCUCUGAAACCCAAAUAGCAUCAGCGAUGCAUAGCGAGAUCUCUAAACUGCGCAAAGAAAUCAAUGUUAGAGAUGGAGAGCUAAAGAAAGUCCAAAACGAGGUUCUCGAUAUCAAGGAAAGAAAAAGAGUCGCUAUUGAAGAGAUGUUUGCUGCCAACGAGAGCGAAAAGGCAAAACAGAAGGACUUAGCUGCGCAAAUCAAAUCUCUUUAUGCCACUGUCGACGAAAAAGAGGACAAUAUUAAAGAGUACUCGACAAAAUUACGAGGCGCUGAACAGCAGAUAGCGGAUCUCAAAUCGGCUAACUCGCAAAAGGCCGCCAAAGUUUCCCAAUCUGCCACACAAAUCAACACACUCGAGAACAACUUGAAAGAAAAAGAGAAGACGAUUGACAAAAUGAAAACCGCUGGCUCGAGCUUGAGAUCAAUGUUUUCAUCGGAGCAGAAGAAGAAGGAGGAGCUAGAAGCUGCUAAUGUUACAAUGAGCAAAGAACUAAAAGCAGUCAAAUCUCGACUUGAAAGAUUGGAAUCUUUCUUUGUCCAACACUCGGCAGUCGAAGAAAAAUCCAUGUAA
This is a messenger RNA of Penicillium robsamsonii, 684 nucleotides long. RefSeq lists its product as uncharacterized. The record is from RefSeq and is a predicted model, not a curated record. The coding region runs from base 1 to 684 and encodes 227 amino acids. Lineage: Eukaryota; Fungi; Ascomycota; Eurotiomycetes; Eurotiales; Aspergillaceae. The transcript has a single exon.